GUGUGUCGGGGUAGAGGUGUAGCGGGAGUCUGUAAGUGACCUCACUGGACACGCGCCAAGUGCAACCACUGCCACAUAUACUCACAGAAGAGUUAAUAAUCCAUAGAUAUUUCUUCUACUACGGUGUUCAGUAUUUGUUUAUGAAUAUUACAUGAAAAAUUACUCACCAUAUUUACGAUAUAUUAAAGUUAUGAAUUUACAAGAACUAUCGGAAAAGUAAAAUAAGUGGAAUUGUGAAUAAGUUACCAGAAUUACUUGUCAAGGAAAGUCACACAUUUACUUAGAAAGAUUAAAAAGAAAAUCCCGAAGGUGUUGAAAGCCUUGAGGAACCCUUCAGGAAUUGAGAAACUCCCGAAGGAAUGUGUUAUUAAGGUUCCGGGGAGGCCUGACCAGCCUUCAAGAUGCCGACUUUCCGCACACCAUUAGGCUUAAGAGUCUGGUGGAGGGAAGAGUGUGACGAUAAUGUGUAGAAGAUGAAUCACCUGAAGAAAACAAGAAAUAAGGAAGAAAAGAAUAUUAACACAAUACGUAUUUUAAACCAAGAUAAACAUUUGAAGAAAAUAUAAAAUUGAUAAACUCAUAAUAAUAUAUCAUUCAAUAGAGAUGAAGUGUUGAAAAUAUAUCCACCAAUCACAGUGUUGCCUCUACUGCGGUUGACAACUUUACACCUUAAUUAGGACAUCACAGCAAAUUCAUCACCUGACAGACAGUGAACACAACAUAGCAUUAUCUAACACCACUACAAACAAAUUUAACACAGUGAUCAGAAAAGAAAAAGAGUGUGUGUAAAUGGUGGCUUAAGAUAAUCCGACAUGUGGUGUAGAGACAGACGAAACCCACACACAAAUAUUACGUAACUCGACGAGAGAAAAAAAAUCAUUGUUGUGUGACCGGAUAAACUAAACUAACUUUAAAUGUCGGAUAAGCCAAGACUUAGAGGCCAGAUAAACACAUACUCAAAGGCCAGAUAAGUCCAGAUAUAGUGGCCGGGUAGGACAGUACACUUGGACAGAGAAGCAACAGUAUCCGGCCACCAUGAGUUAUGAGGAGGCUCGCUGUGGCUGCUUCUGGGAGAACCUUCCCUACUGCAUCAGAGGCCUGGGUGUGGCCACGGCCGUAGUGCUGUGGGGUGUGGGCGUGGACAUGGUCUACCACCACCACCUGAUGGGCGUCUACAUCUUAGUGUUCGCCUUCACCCUGUUCUUCCUGGAGAUCACGUGGGCCAUUACACUCUUCCUCCGUGUGUGUAUAAGGAACGAGACGAGCAGGGUGUUGGGGUGUUGGUCAGUGGUGCUCUGGCUGGACACAUGGAAGAAAUCACUCAUCUACUGGGCCGCUGCAGCUGCCAUCCUCCUCAGCCCACACACACUGUGGCUGACGUCCGUUUCAGGAGGUCUAUUGAUCGGCCUGGGCGUCUUCCACCUUCUGCUGCUCUACAAAAUGAAACUGGAAGCGAAGGAAGCGUUACUGGAGGCCAAGGAAGAUUCUUACGACAGGUACGAGGAUGAGAUGGACGCAGAAGUAGCAGAAGGUGUCAACACAGCCGCCUCCUGCCACGACUCUACCCUGAAGAUGUUGCCACGCCUCUCUGCCGCCCUCCUGGCUGACUACGCCUUCUUUGUUAGCCUCACAGGAUGAUCACGCCCACACUGACGCCCCUGGAGGAUCAUUACGCCCACACUGAUGCCUCUGAAGGAGGAUGACCACGCCCAUAUUAGUGUCUCUGGAGGAUUAACACGCCCACAAUGAUAAUAUUAUUGGAUCAUCACGCCCACGGAAGAGGAUCAUCACGCCCACGGAAGAGGAUCUCACGGGUUAGAAACACAAUGGUGAAGUAAACAUGACCUACUGAUAACCACACCACACCACACCACACCAUAAAACAACACCAUCCAUCACUCGUUGACACCAUACUGACACCAUAUCACCACUACACUAAACAUACGGCUCCCUAGAAGACCCUAAAAUAGCAGACACCAUACUAGAUGAUGUCUAUAUAAUGGUGACAUAAUAACACUACACUGACAACUAUCACCAUAACCCUUAAAAAGAUUAUCACACAUAAAUACACCUAUAACAGCUGCACCAUUCACUUCACCAUAACAGUAGCACAUAUCUAUAAUACUUGCACCAUACUUUCAACUGUCACGUACACUUAAUAUAUUUACACCAUACACUAUCAUAAUAACACCCCAGAUCUACAAUAUAUACACCAUACCUUUUACCAUAAUAGUCAUACAAUAAUAAUUACACCAUACACUACACCAUAUCCUUACCAGGUUAGCACUGCAUAUUCACUCCCACUAGUCAUAUUAGCACCAUUCUUCACCAUACACACAUCAGUCUCACACCAUCACCUUACGUCAUAUUCACUAUAUCAAUAUUAGUUACUCACCAUGAUAAAGCACCAUAUUCACUGUAUUUAUUAUUACACACUUAUAUAAACUCUAUUGUUAGCACACACACACACACACACACACACACACACACACACACACACACACACACACACA
Molecule: messenger RNA, 2513 nt
Organism: Homarus americanus (American lobster)
Lineage: Eukaryota; Metazoa; Arthropoda; Malacostraca; Decapoda; Nephropidae
Exons: 7
Coding region: 1036-1638 (200 amino acids)
Source: RefSeq, a predicted model, not a curated record